AUGUCUCUCCCUACGCCCCCGUCCGCCCUGGAGGGGCAUUGCUCGGUCGUCUACAACAACACUCUUUACGUCUACACCCCCAAGGCCUUCAUGUCCUUGCCCCUCGAGCUGCACGGCAAUUGGUCCUCCUUGCCCAUGGGCGAAUCGGUGACGGGCGCGGAAUGUGUCAAGGGUGGGAUCAACGGCGACAACACGCAGGCUGCCCUGUAUGUCGUCGGAGGCACCGCCAGCUCGUCCGAUUAUCCGGGCCUGCAGCGAUACUUGUUUGAACAGCGUCAGUGGGAGACCAUCAAGCCCGUGACCACGGUCACCCAGAGCCGUCUCCACCACGGCGUCGCCUAUCUGAACGCCUCGUCUUCCAUCCUCGUCUACGCCGGCUCGCAGAACGGCGACGCCGGUGCUUCGACCGAGACCUUCACCAUCUCGACCGUGCCGCCGUACGCCGUUCAGGCCUACAAUUCCCAGGGGGCUCCGCCCGCAGUAUCCCCGUCGUUGCUUCCGUGGGACGACAAGACCGCCGUCUAUGUCGGCGGCAAUCCAUCGAACACCGAGGUCUUCCUGUUCACCCCUUACGGCGGCUGGCAGCCUUCGGGUGUCUCGCUGGCUAAAGGAAUUCCGAGCAAUGCCGGGCUGGCCAUGAUUCUGGGUGCUGAUGGGAGCAAGGUCCUGGAAACGUUUAAUAUGAGUGUGUCCCCAAACACGGUCACGUCAAUCGCUCUGGUAGACUCCGGUGGUGCACCUGCGCCCCCUGGGCAAGAAGUGGGCGUCGACACCGGCUCUUCUUCCUCGUCGACACGCAAAAGGAAACGCGCAGGUGUGGCCAACUUCCCGGCGUACAAUGGCACCUUCGCACCGACGACGACUCGCAGCGACUUCUCCGUGGCGCAAUCCGACAAUGGCAUGGUCGUCAUUUCGGGCGGGAGCGACACAGACCCUCUCUGCAUCUUCGACCAGACGCAGAACAGCUGGGUCAAUGUGAACCAGUUGUUCAAUGGCAAAGAGGAAACGCAACAACCGCUUAUCGGCAUCACGAGCAGCCCGACAAGCACGUCGGCAACGGCGACCGCUACGGCGACGUCGUCUUCUACCUCGCAGUCCUCUUCUGCCGCCCCGACAGCCGUGGCCGCGCCGCCGAGUGGCAGCUCCCGCAGCGCCACAGGUACCAUCGUCGGCGCCACGCUGGGCGCUUUGUGCGGCGUGGCAGUGUUGCUGAUUAUAAUGUUGCUUGUCCUUCGACGGCUUCGACAGAAGAAGGAAGCGGCGGCCGGGAAAGGUUCUUCGCGCGGUUAUCCAGGGGACGACAAGGAUCGACUAAGCUUCCAGGACCAGGGGAUUGAGCCCCUGACGCAAUCCGCAUUUCCCAUGGGGAUGGCCCCGGCGCCAUCGGUCGACUCGUUAGCUAUCAUGUCGGGGAAGGUGGGCAACGAGAAGGCUUCGCCUGUGGUCAAGAACAACCCAUAUGGGCGACCUCUGGUUGAGCAGAACAAGAGCCCUUUAUCACCGAUCGCUUCCAGCCGGGGAGACGGGGUCAGGAGUGCAGCUUCUGGCAUGGAACGGAAUCUGACCGCUCGUCCGCCGGAUCUGAAUCUGCCUCGCGGCGGCGACCGGAGGACGGACGAAGGCUGGAGCAAGUAUUUCCAGGACAACUCGGCCACGAACCUCGCGGCGGGGAUGCAAUCCGCGCGGUCGACCAUCUCGUCGCAGGCGUCGCAAGAGACGAGAUCGGACUAUCGGAGCAGCGUUUGGCCGCAGACGAUGGAAAACAGCACGCUCGAUCUGGAUUUGGAGGAGCCGAGACCUCUUGGCCGCGUGAACACGGGCAGUCCCAGCACGGAGCAUCUGCCGGACCACCAAGGGCAGUCGGCCAAGAUCUCGAGCGCCGACUCGGCCAGUCUGGCGUCGGAGGAGGAGCGCGAUCGGUAUUCGGAGGUGCCGGCCAACGUCGCCAACGGGGAGAAUCCGUGGUGGACUGUACGGCCUCCCAGCAGUAACUACACGGCGAGUUACUAUCAGCCCAGCUCGAGGCGGGAGACGACGUACUCGCAGGCGAAUGAAGGGCGAUCGACGGACCGACGGGGGUCGAGUGCCGUUUUCCACGACCAAUUUCCGCCGCCGCCGGCGAACAGCAAUAUCAACACGGACAUGAGCUGGCUGAACCUGAAUGCCGACCGGUAG
Rasamsonia emersonii CBS 393.64 is the source of this 2175-nucleotide messenger RNA. RefSeq lists its product as uncharacterized. Gene Ontology annotation, molecular function: protein binding. The transcript has a single exon. Bases 1 to 2175 code for a protein of 724 amino acids. Lineage: Eukaryota; Fungi; Ascomycota; Eurotiomycetes; Eurotiales; Trichocomaceae. The record is from RefSeq and is a predicted model, not a curated record.